CUCUGAGCAAAACAAAGUAGCUAAGCUAGCUAAAGUACAUGGACAGAAAAUGACAAGACAGUUUACAAAAGUCAAGCUCAAGAUGAGUCCAAUUUAAGUCUUAAGGAAUAUAAUGGCAAAUAUAAUCUCUCCUCAUUAUUAAAGGGUGGAAAAAGUCCUUGGGGAUAUUGCGGGCGGCAUUAUACAAUCUUGCUGUGCCUGCCAGCCAGCCACCACCAUCAUCCUUUCUUCUUCUUCUUCUUCGUCUUCUCGCUCAUAUUAACUGCACAUGCAAGCAGCAUGCAGCAGCAGCAGGAUUAUGAUCACCACAAUCACCAACUCAAACCUCCAUUAUUAACAUCACCAACCAACCAGAGAGCUUUGUGUCGACACUCGACACUAGUACCCUAGCUAGCUAGUGUAGAAAACAGGAAAAAAGAAAGCUUAUAAUCAGAAUCAGCCCUUUCCAAUUGAAUUAAGAGAAGCCUUAGCCUCUCUCUCUCUCUCGCUCUGAAAUUGAAUGCUGCAGCAGCAAGGCCACAUUGAAUGCCCACGCGGUUUCGAAAGAGCAUUGGUCUCUCACGCAGCUGACUUUGGCCUCCACUCCCCUCAUUAUGCAUCCCAUUUUUUGCUGUCAUUUUAACUCUCUUUUCUCUUCCUCUGCCGCCACCCCACACACCCUUUUCCACUCUGUCUCUUUCUCCUUCCCUAUUUACUAAUGUCAGCAUUUGGGCAAUGUGCUCUCUAUAAAUGCACUUUCACCGUUUCUCCCUUCCUUUCCAACCCAACUCCCUCUCACAAGUCACAGACUCACAGACAGUACCCUUUAGAAUCCACCUGCGCAUCUCAGCAAGCAAGCAAUCUGCUUUCUUUCUCCAAACAAGCAACAAGAAGAAGAGAAAGGUGAGGAAGCCAAUUAGAAGAAGGGGAAGGAUCUGAUCUGAUCUGAAGAAUGGGGAGACCACCAUGCUGUGACAAGGCUGGGGUGAAGAAAGGCCCAUGGACUCCUGAAGAGGACAUCCUCCUCGUCUCUUACAUUCAGGAGCACGGCCCUGGCAACUGGAGAGCCGUCCCCACCCACACUGGGCUGCUGAGAUGCAGCAAAAGCUGCCGGCUUCGAUGGACUAAUUACCUCCGUCCAGGGAUCAAGCGCGGCAACUUCACUGACCACGAAGAGAAGAUGAUCAUCCAUCUCCAAGCCCUUCUUGGAAACAGAUGGGCAGCCAUAGCUUCGUACCUCCCGGAGCGAACGGACAACGACAUCAAGAACUACUGGAACACCCACCUCAAGAAGAAGCUCACGAUGAUGAACAAUAGCGAUUCCUCUUCUCCGUCGGCCUCGCUCGUCGGCUCGCCGUCCCCUUCCUCGUCGGCUGAUUCAUCGAUCUCGCCUUCCAAGAAAUCUACGAAACCCUCGAGAGGCCAAUGGGAGAGAAGGCUUCAAUCCGACAUCCACACCGCCCGCCGCGCCCUCUCCCACGCCAUAUCUCCCCCGCCGACGGCAUCCUCCUCCUCCUCGACGUACGCGUCCAGCGCCGACAAUAUCGCCAGGUUGCUUAAAGGCUGGAUGAAAAACAAGCCUACUAGCAACGAGUCGGCCGAGUCAAUGCCCACUAGUGGUGGCGUGGACUCGGUGGUCGAGUUACCGGGUCGCGCAUUAAAUGCUCUGCUCGGGUUCGGGUCGGGCGACGGGGCUUCGAAUUGUUCCUAUGAUCUUUCGCUAAGCGGCUCUCCUGCGACUACAACAGCAACGACGUCGUUCAAGGCGGAAGAAGGGUGCGAGGAUGUGUCUGAUCCGGACGAGGCGAGCUUGUCGUUGCUCGAGAAAUGGCUACUCGACGAAGGAACUUUUUUGACCGCCGUUGGGAAUUAACAUGAGUUUCUUACUGCGGUGCUCGAGUAUAAAAACAAUUAAUUUUUAAUCUUUUUUUUUACUGGCAGCUAAUUGAUGGGUAAUGACUAAAAAUUCGUUGAUUAUCAUUUUCCCUAUUUUAUUUACAAUAUUGCUCCCAGAAUGGACUGAUGUGCUCGGAAAUGAAGAUGUAGAUAAGAUUGAUAUCGUUGGAUUAGUGAGAUUUUAAUCACAUAAAAUGCAAUCCAAUGAUAUCAGUUUUAUUUACAAUGGAGUCACUAAUGUAGUACUGUUUUUUUCUUCUUCGUGCAAGUAAUUGAUUUGUCUGUAG
Linum tenue is the source of this 2162-nucleotide messenger RNA. NCBI's taxonomy places the organism in Eukaryota, Viridiplantae, Streptophyta, Magnoliopsida, Malpighiales, Linaceae. The record is from the annotation of a GenBank genome assembly.